Sinocyclocheilus grahami is the source of this 1457-nucleotide messenger RNA. RefSeq names its product deltex 1, E3 ubiquitin ligase. The record is from RefSeq and is a predicted model, not a curated record. The coding region runs from base 18 to 992 and encodes 324 amino acids. Gene Ontology annotation, biological process: Notch signaling pathway; protein ubiquitination. Gene Ontology annotation, molecular function: metal ion binding. The transcript is spliced from 8 exons. Lineage: Eukaryota; Metazoa; Chordata; Actinopteri; Cypriniformes; Cyprinidae.
UGUGUGUCUGGUGUUUAAUGAGAGCAGGAGAGAUGAUGGAGACGGAUGGAGACUCAGACGAGGACAGACGGGUUCCUGCACUUCCUGUGAAGAAUCUCACUGGUUCAGGACCGGUCCAUCCUGCAUUAGCAGGAAUGACUGGUAUCCUCAUGUGUGCCGCCGGGCUCCCCGUGUGUUUGACUCGGGCCCCUAAACCGAUCCUCCAUCCACCGUCGGUCAGCAAGAGUGACCUGAAACCCGUGCCAGGAAUCAACAGCAUCCGACGCAAGACUAAGAAAAAGCACCUCCGCAAAGGUAAAAAUCCAGAGGAUGUGGUUCGGCGCUACACAGAGAAAAUCAAAACGGCUCCCGAUGAGGACUGCACCAUCUGCAUGGAGCGACUGGCCACAGCGUCCGGAUACGAGGGAGUGCUGAGCUACAAAGGCAUCAAGCCCGAGCUGGUCGGCAAACUGGGAAAGUGCGGCCACAUGUACCAUCUUCUGUGUCUGGUGGCCAUGUACAAAAAUGGCAAUAAGGACGGCAGUCUGCAGUGUCCCACCUGUAAGGCCAUCUACGGGGAGAAAACCGGCACGCAGCCUCCUGGGAAGAUGGAGUACCACGUGAUUCCUCAUUCUCUACCAGGAUGCUCCGAUACAAAGACUAUCCGCAUCGUCUAUGACAUUCCCGCUGGGAUACAGACCACAGAGCAUCCCAAUCCCGGGAAAAAGUACAGCGCGCGGGGAUUUCCUCGACACUGCUACUUACCGGACAACGAGAAAAGCCGGAAGGUGUUGAAGUUGCUAAUCAUGGCGUGGGAUCGUCGUUUGAUCUUCACCAUCGGGACGUCCAGCACCACGGGAGAGACGGACACAGUGGUGUGGAACGAGAUUCACCACAAGACCGAGUUCGGCUCCAACCUCACGGGCCACGGCUACCCCGACCCCAACUAUCUGGACAACGUGAUGAGAGAACUGGCCGCCCAGGGCAUCGGAGAGGACAACCUGAAGGACUGAGGCUCGGUCCGCUGCCAGACACACAAACACACACACACACCUCAUUCAGAGGAGUUCCCGGAGAGACCUUUGACCUCUCUGGGAACGACGGUCCUCGCUGACCCCGAGUCAGUGCGGGACUGUGUGAGAGACGAGUAGAUGUGGAUAAUGGAGUGAUGAAAUCAGUCGAAAUUACUCUAAUAUAUUCCUCAUUCACUGACACAGCUUGCUUUCUCUCUCUCUAUCUCUCGCGUGCUCUUUUUGAAGGCUACCCAGAAUGCAUCUGGGCUCCGACCAGUGCAUGUGGUAGUUGUAUAUACACACACAUUAGUGGUUGACCGAUAUGGGGUUUUCAAUGGCGAUGCCUCUUACAGAUGGCAGAUAUAAUAUGGUAUAUCUAGGGCUGUCAAGUGAUUCAAAUUUUUGUGCAGAUUAAUCAUCAGUUUUGGCUGAGAAAUGUACCCCCUAAAGAUCAUUUAAAGCCCU